This is a messenger RNA of Cordyceps militaris CM01, 2466 nucleotides long. Its product is annotated as penicillin-binding protein, putative. The record is from RefSeq and is a predicted model, not a curated record. Bases 1 to 2466 code for a protein of 821 amino acids. NCBI's taxonomy places the organism in Eukaryota, Fungi, Ascomycota, Sordariomycetes, Hypocreales, Cordycipitaceae. The transcript has 6 exons.
AUGUUCUGUCACGCAGCUUGGACUGUCAGGCUAGCCAUGCAACUCGUUCUGGCCGCCACCGCGCCUGCAGCGCCUGUCGUCGAGACGGGAUGGGGCAGCAAUUCAAUCAUUACAACCGAAUUCGAAGAGUUUGUGAGAGCCCAGAUGAGUAGUGGGCAUGUGCCGGGCAUGGCCAUCUCGAUUAUAGAUGGCAACAAUACAUGGGCCAAAGGCUACGGCUACUCGUCAGAAGAUCACCGUCCUGUAGUCCCGUCUACUCUAUUCUUCUGCGGGAGCAUGACAAAGUCGAAUACAGCCGCUGCGCUGUCCAUCAUCGUCGACGACACGGCCAACUCUUCCUCUCCUGUGACGUGGGACACGCCAGUUUCCGAGCUCCUGCCCGAGUUCGUACUCUCCGACCAAUGGGCCACGGACCACAUCACCGUCACCGACGCCCUCUGCCACCGGACCGGGUACCCCCGCCACGACCUGUCCGGUCCCUAUCACAACGACACCGCCGACAUGAUCCGUCGCUUUCGCGACCUGCCCAUGUCCGCCGAGCCGCGCGCCCGGUGGCAGUACAACAACAUGAUGUACGGCACCCUCGGCCAUCUCGUCGAGCGGCUCAGCAACACGACACUCGCCUGCUUCUUGCGCGACAGGCUGUGGCGGCCAAUGGGCAUGGUCCACACCUACCUGCACCCGGGCGAGGCGCGCGCCCACAGCGAGCACCUCGCCACGUCCUUUUACUGGGACAAUGAUACGCAGACACUGUACCCCAUGCCCCAGCACGACGAGUCCAGUCUCGCCGGCGCAGGCAUGGCCAUCUCGUCGGUGGAGGACUGGGCGAGAUUUCUCCGGCACAUGCUGGACGAGUCGGGUCCCGUGUCGAAAGCGGGACAUGGAAUGGUGAAAAAGUCGCACAUGGUCGUGGGUGAGGGCGUGGAUGUUUUGGACGCGGCCUUUACCGGGCCGGUCAACUACGCCCUCGGCUGGAACGUUGGUGUCUUUGAGAAUGAGCCUGUAUGGUAUCACUCUGGCUAUGUCAACCAGAUGGUCUCCUUUAUGCUCUUUGUGCCAACUCGCCAGUUUGCAUAUGUUGCCAUGAUGAAUACCAAUUCAUUAGCUGCGCUAGAUGCAGUUACGGCCAGAGUUCUCAGCGACUACUUCAAGGUGGAACCGAGCAGACGUUUUGACCCUCAACCUGUUGAGAAGCAUCUCGAAACAUGCCCGCAAGUCUACUAUCCGAACCUCGUCAGCGCGCCACAAGACGCUGGCGCUCCCAUGGAAAACUUCCUAGGCACGUACCAUAACAACGGCUACGGCACCAUUUCUGUCUCCCGCGACUGUGCCUGGCAUGGGCCAUACAAUGCACCGACCUCGUUCAGCAUGCUGGACGGAGGGUGUCUGUUGCGCCUGCAAAAGGGAAACAGCUUCGGCAAUCCGCUAUCAUAUCGCUUGCAGCACGUGUCUGGUGAGUACUGGAUUGCAUGGCUCUACAUGGACGACUACCCAAUGGUCAAGCGUCCGAUGGCAUGCUACAGGGCGCAGUUUGAAGCAGACAGCCGAGGGAUCCCCGUCAGAUUCGGCAUCGACAUGAGAGACGAGGCGGCCGAUACCCCGUUGUAUUAUUUAGCUGCCUUGGCUCAGGAUCUUGACGCAAACAAGUCUAUGUUGGCGAAACUGUCAUCCAUCUCUUUAAAGUCAGUUAGAACAGCGGAAGCCUGCUCAAGCAGCACUGCAUUCUGGACCACGAACAUGCGCUUUAAAGACACAUUCGUCUCUUUCGCUACAUUUCGUACAUUUUCCCCCAGUUGUGAUGCUUCCUGGACGAGCCCUCGCAGCUGGUCGACGAGCAUCGCAAUCGGCAUGCUCGCCAUCCUGUCCUGCGACACCACAAAACAGCCCAACUGCAUGUGCGGCAGCAGAAACUGCGGCCGCUCUGCCGGUGGUACGGCACUGGCCAUUUCCAGACACAACUUGCCAUGCUUUGCAAUGCCGCCAAGGAUACCGAGCAGCCGUGUGGCAUGCAGUCAGCAGGGUGAGAGCGGUGUGGUCGAAGUGGGUGUCUGCCUCGCCUGCGCUGGCGGCGCCGUCCUUCACCGCACCAUUUGUCAUGGCCGUCAAGUACGCCUUUUGAAGCUGUUGUGCGGCGGAGAGCACUUGGUCCAGGACGGAGCCGAUAAAUGUCGCAAUGGUGAUGCCGUCAUGGGCACUGUGCAGAUCCCGCGACGGCAUCCGCUAUGCGAGCCGUUUGACGCCCAGGACGGCGUCGCCGGUAGAGAAAUGGGGGAGUCUAUUCGGACGUGCUCUGGGGCUGAAUAUGCAGUCGACUUCGGCAUUUCACAGCCUAUGCAGCAACGGCUCUCCGGCUAUCGCGUGCAUCGGAGCUUUUUGCCGUGGCACCAGUCACGAGCCUGUCGUACGUCGGAGGGAGGUGCCAUUACACCGCCUUCUGGGCCAACUCGAUCCGCCCGCCGGUGUUGA